Molecule: messenger RNA, 2709 nt
Organism: Anguilla anguilla (European eel)
Lineage: Eukaryota; Metazoa; Chordata; Actinopteri; Anguilliformes; Anguillidae
Product: adhesion G-protein coupled receptor G2-like
Exons: 17
Coding region: 54-2210 (718 amino acids)
Biological process (GO): adenylate cyclase-activating G protein-coupled receptor signaling pathway; cell surface receptor signaling pathway
Cellular component (GO): membrane
Molecular function (GO): G protein-coupled receptor activity
Source: RefSeq, a predicted model, not a curated record
CAUUGGUGCGAACUACACUUAUACGUCUAUGCCAUCAGGCCGAAGUCGAUACCAUGUGGCUGAAAAGCAUUCAGAUUUUGUGGAUCACAACUGUUCUGUUCUGCUUUGUGUGGUGCAUAAACAAUAAAGGUACUAAAGGAGGCUGCUGCAAUGAAACACAGAUUAUGAAGAGGAAUGACUGUUUGCUUUUAGUGGAUGAUGGAUAUACAGGCCCUAUUCGCUUCAAAAGAAAUGACCCUUGUCCUGAGCAUUCACAAGGUUGCGGAAAUUACAGAAAAUCCAGUGGCCAAACUGACUGUGCCUCUAUAUUAUCAUUGGACACAACGAAAACUGGAGUAUGUUAUUUAGGAAAUUUAAGUGAAGAUUAUAACAUCACGAUCAAGAAAGAUGGCCAGUCAUAUCACAUAUACCUGUUGAAGAAGAAUCCUCAAGUUAACGGUCCAUUCCUAUGUUUCGUACCUGGAAAUUGCAGUGUCAACAGUUCUGGACAACCAGGAGAAGGUGCUAUCCAAUUAAAUUCUCCCAAAACACAGUUCAAGUUCAGUGAAACUCUUUGCAAAAAUCACACAGAAAAUGAAAUUAUUAUAUAUAAUAUAUCUUUCAUUGAAAACAAAAAAGGAAAUGAAUCAACAUGUUUGUCCAUGGAUAAGGAAACAUAUGUGACCUGCAAAAACCCUGUAGAAGAACCUAAAUUACAUUUUGAAGUGAAAGACACCAUCAUUGUUUCUGCAAAUGGUGAAGUAGAUGCAACUUCUGCCAUGAAGGCCAUGAAGAGUCUUCCCUCACUUCUUAACAGUAUGAGUAAUGAAGAUUCUGCACGUAUCACCAUGGGACCCAUCAAAGGGAUCCUGAAGAAACAAGACAAGAAAGCUGAAUCAGAAUUUAAAGAGGUCUCUUUUGGGCUCACUACAACCUCUGAUAUACAAGUCAUAGGAGACAUUACUGCACUGGAGCACACCUUUCCUGGAUUAAUUUCAAUCCCAAAGGAAGCAUUUGAAAAAGCCAAUUUGUCAAGUAGCAAUGAGCCAUUUGCUGCUGUUUUCAGAUUCCCAAAUUUGACAAAGGAUGCAAACAACAGCAGACUUUUAAACUCUGAGGCCAUUGCGAUUGAAAUGGCAGCUGAGAUAAAAAAUCUCACGGAUGUGAUAAAAAUGACAUUUAUAAAAGUUCAGGAUGACGUCAAGAUGUCUUGCCGUUCUUGGAAUGGUGAAGGGAAUGUACCAGUCUGGACAACAGAUGGGUGUUACACCUUUGAGAGUAAUGAUACUGUCUCCUGCCAGUGUACGCACUUGACAUUCUUCGCUAUUCUAAUGGUCAGUCCUGGGCUGACCAUCAGCAGCUCGGACUUGACAUCUCUAACAUACAUCACCUACAUUGGCUGUGGAAUGUCAAUGUUCUUCUUGGGUGUUGCUCUUUUCAUGCACUUCCUGUUAAGGAGAGCCAAGGCCAAUUAUGCCACCCUGAUCCUCAUGAACCUCUUCAUAGCCAUGUUCCUACUGAACCUCUUCUUCAUGUCCAAUGAGGGGGUGGCAAAUCUGGGGAACCCCAUCGGCUGCAAGAUAUUGGCAGCAGCCAUGCACUACUCCAUGUUGUCCACGUUCACCUGGUUUGCUGUCGAGGCCUUCCAUCUUUGCUUUCAUUUGAUCAAGUCUUCCCACAUCACCAUCAAGCACUACAUCCUCAAAGUUUGCAUUGCUGGAUGGGCACUUCCCUGCAUGGUGAUGAUCAUCCUCUUCUGUCUUGGAAAAUAUGGGUCCUUAACCAUAAACUCUGGCGAUAAAUCUGUGAAUAUGUGCUGGAUCACUGACAGUACAGUGCAUUAUGUUGUGAACAUCAGCUACUAUGCAAUAGUCUUCCUCUUCACCUUCACCGUCUUCAUCGUUAUCAUGACAAGGCUGACACACGCGUGGAGGGUGGACGCAGGUGCGUCCAAAAGAGGCACAGGGGGCCCGAAGAACAUAUACUCCAUCCUGGGCCUGUGCUGCCUGCUGGGAAUCACCUGGGGUUUCGCCUUCUUUAGCCACGGGCCCCUUCGGAUACCAUCCUUCUAUAUUUUCACCAUCCUCAACUCUUUUCAGGGCUUCUACUUGUUCCUGUAUUAUUACAACACAAACAAGAUUGCUGGAGAGGAACAGACUUCCAGCUCCUCAACACAAAUUUCAAGUAUCUUCAAGACCUCCAUGCACACAGUUAACCCUUAUUUAAGCUAAAGUGCCAAACACAAGUCCUGAGAUGUGCCUACAUAGCCAAAAGGUUUGGAUUUCUACAGAACCAGAUGUCUGACUCACCUCACCUUGUUGAUGUAUCCAUUAGACACCAAAUUGGCAUUUUAUGAUGGAGGGCCAUGAUCCCAUGGGAAGCACAUGGAAUACUUUUGUUGAAAGCAAACUAUUGGAAAUAGGCUGCGUGCAAAAGGCACACAGGAGGAGUCCAGACUGCAUAAAAUGCAGGCCAAUCUAUCAGCCUGUCAACUAUGGCUACUUUAAAAGUGCAGUUCACCCUAAAAUGAAAUUAAGGUUAGCCUGUGUCCACUUACCCAGAGUACCAUUUAUCUAGAUAGUAAUUUAAAGUGUUUUUAGAAUCAACUGCAGCUCACCCACAUUAAACAGACCUCAAGGGACCUAUAUUUUUUGGUGCACAAUGCACUGAAAAUUUACAUUAAAAAAAAAUUUAAAAAAAACUCAACAGAAACAUGUCUUUCCAAAUAUA